Messenger RNA from Cydia fagiglandana, 381 nucleotides. RefSeq lists its product as uncharacterized. The coding region runs from base 72 to 362 and encodes 96 amino acids. The record is from RefSeq and is a predicted model, not a curated record. The transcript is spliced from 2 exons. NCBI's taxonomy places the organism in Eukaryota, Metazoa, Arthropoda, Insecta, Lepidoptera, Tortricidae.
AAAUAAGUCUAUUUACUGUCUUACGGAAUAUCUCACUCAUAAUCUAACAUCGAUGGGAACCAGUCAUUAAAAUGAUAAAAGCCUUAAUAUUUCUGUCAGCCCUAGUGGCGUGUGAGAGCCAGUUCUCUAGUUUUUGGGCGCCCCUGUUCGACCGGAGUAUUUUGAACUACAGAGUGGAUGCGAGUUUUGAUCCUGACGCGGGGAGGAGAGACAGGGAUGAGUAUGUGAAGAAUUAUGGUGUGCGUGGUGAGAAGCUUAUAGCGGAGUUGGGGAACGGUAGAGGGCCUAGCGGUGGUAGUGAUAGGGUAUAUGAUGAUGUAAAAUUCUACUACACUUACGGAAGAAAUGAUCUAGACUAUUAAAUUAUAGAAAAAAAAACAA